AUGCUGCAGCAGGCCGCUUUGGGAAGGUCUGGUAUUUGUUCUUGGUUGGUGGUCAAGGUGACGAAAGUAUGGUACUGUACGACAAGGACGUACAGUAUUUACAUGCGGAUCUUCAUCGACUCGGGAAGGGCAGUCCUUUGUAUUGAUUGGCGAGAAGCAGAGCUUGAGAAAGGACAAAGAGAUUUGGAUUGUGACCUGAGUACCUAUUCGACUGAUACCUGCGAGUACUUUAUUUGCUCGAUUAUCGCAACAACAGCAAUAAAUAUCAAAACGAGGCUGCAGCCUGCAGCCAAGGAUGUUUGAAAGGCCUGGAAUUUCCCAUCUGGCUAUGUACGACCCUGACCUUGAUCAAAAAAAUAAAGCACAAAAAUAUAGACCGUGAUCGUCGUCUCCGCGGGGAUAUGGGACAUGCCCUCAAGCCUGGCAACUUGGGUGUCAUUUACUUGGACUACCGGUAAUUGAACCCAACCUAGCCACCAACCAAC
This is a messenger RNA of Pyricularia oryzae 70-15, 485 nucleotides long. RefSeq lists its product as uncharacterized. The transcript is spliced from 3 exons. Bases 1 to 303 code for a protein of 100 amino acids. Lineage: Eukaryota; Fungi; Ascomycota; Sordariomycetes; Magnaporthales; Pyriculariaceae. The record is from RefSeq and is a predicted model, not a curated record.